Messenger RNA from Opisthorchis viverrini, 342 nucleotides. RefSeq lists its product as hypothetical. The coding region runs from base 1 to 342 and encodes 113 amino acids. The transcript has a single exon. Lineage: Eukaryota; Metazoa; Platyhelminthes; Trematoda; Opisthorchiida; Opisthorchiidae. The record is from RefSeq and is a predicted model, not a curated record.
AUGACCACACUCACCUUUUACCUUUCAGAUGAAGGAGUGCAACCUAAUUUGGCCUCAUCAUCAACCAACGCGACAAACCUGCAAGUUCGCAAUGCCCCGAUUAUUGCCUCGGUGGUUUUGAGUGCCCUCCUACUGUCUUCUUUGAUAGUGCUUAUAAUUCUUCUCGCCUCGUUGGUUCGCCAGAGGCAAAGUCAUUACAUUCCAGUUGACUCUCCACAUUCGACGGACCAUCACUUGGCCGCAAUGGACACGUGGGAGAGGGCCAACUAUAUCCUUCCUAUCCGACGGUACCGCACUUCCGUAUCCGAGGAGAACGCACGACUUCUUUCUCCUACCAAGUGA